AUGAGCUCCGACGCUGUAAUUGCUGACGUCGAGGCUGCGCUGCACCGUCUCUUGAACCCAUCAACUCCUGCUUCAGACAAACUGCAGAUUGAACAAGAGCUCACGGCGUUCAAGGACACGCCAGCGGCGUGCUUGCCCGUGCUUUUUACACUGCUGCGUACCUCUCAGAAUGAAUACUCGCUCUGGUUUGCGGCCACGACCUUGGAAGAGUAUGUUGCUAAAAAAUGGGUCCAUUUCCCCAUUUCGGAGCAAACAGAGAUUCGUCAAUUCGUGUGGUAUUUCAUCCAAUCAACGUCGUCCAUCGGGGCUGCACCCCAUCAAGUGGCAUUUGUGCACCGCAAACUACGCAAAGUCAUAGCGGAUAUUGCAAAAAUCCAAUGGCGCGACUCUCAAAAUUUAUGGCCCGAGUUUUGGAGCCAAGUUGAAAGUCUCAUUGUAACGGACCCGUCUCAGGAAACUGGACUCGAGCUCCUGCGGGUGAUUGUGGAUGAAUUCAGACGAGAAGACGCGGUUGUACUCGCUACAAUCAAGCAAGAAGCCAAGACCAAGUUGAUAAGUCACUUGCCAGCUAUUACGAACGUGUUGGCUACAGUAUUGAGAAAGUGUAGCCAUGACGUGCAAAUCGGGGACCUGUACCUGAUGAAAAAGCAGGACCGUGUGGCGAAUGUGGCAUUACUUACUUUUACUGCUCUUAGUGCGUGGGCUCCAGUCGCAGAACUCGUGACAGAAGCGUGGAUCGCACUCUUGUUUGAACUUGUGGGGAACUGGGAGAUGGUGCAAGGCCGAGGCUUGGGGUCGCAUGAUUUUGUGUCCAGUGCUACGGCUCUGCAGUGUCUAGCAGAACUCAUGAGCAAGAGAUUUGAGCCGUCGAGAGUGGAUGCCAUUGUCGCACAGGUGAUGCUGAUGUUGUGUCCGUUGUUGCAGAAGAUCGUGAAGGACGAGGUUCUAGUCAGAGCGAAAGAACACUUUCUGGACAAACUGAGUGAGUUCGUCGAAGUGUUUGUGUCGCACCAUCUAAAGAGACUGGAGCACCCGAAGUAUGAGGCUACGUUGCAGACGUUUUUGCAGUGUAUGUAUGCCUUCACGACAAAACAGCCACAUGCCGAAGGGUUUCUGAAUUGUCUGGGUGUGUGGGAUGUGGUGGUGUCGUACAUCGAGGAAGUGGAACAGAAUGUGGGCGCUGCCAACGAGCGAAUGCGAGUCGUACUGGCCGCUUACGAGAAGGGUCUUGUUGCUGUGAUGCUUCAUCUGGUCGAGCGCGUAGCUUACGAGUCGAACCGAAACCAGUUGGACGAACUAGAUGAUGGAGACGAUGCCGGGACACGUGGUGACCAUGAGGGCGCAGAUAAUAGUACAGCUUUUGACUUGGAAAGCUCUGACGGAACUUAUGGUGCAGGUUCGUUGCAGGAUCUGGCCCAAAUUAAAGCGAAUGUUGCAAGUGGAAACACUUCGGGUGGGUCUACUACCAUGGUGGAGCUUUCUGAACGAAAGCAGUUUGUCGUGGACUGCAUUGCACUUGUUCGACGAAUCGCGGCACUUCCGUCGUGUGCGCCUCCACUACUGGAUCUCAUGCUGCCUCGUGUUCAAGGCAUUGCUCAGAAAGUAUUGUUUUGCCUUCAUGAUAUGCCUGUGAUCACGCAGGAUUCUGAACAGUGGGAACAGCAGCGAUGUGCCAUUCGCGACUUAACAGUCAACUGCGCGAUUCUUUCCAGUGUCUGCGCCAUCUACUGCAGUAGUAGCGAUGACAUGAAUCAGCAAAUGACUGGCUGGCAGAUCUUGCACAUGUUUGUCAGAAUGUCUGAAUACAUGGUGCAGCACCGACUGCAUACUCGCGGCGAUGCUUUUGUUGAAUUACAGUGUGAAGCGCUCACGAGCAUCCGAUGCUGCUUGAGCUGCGUCCCGUUCGUGAUCAAGAGCGGUGCUAGACAGGACGUGCUAAAUGCCUCGGAGAGCAUUCUCCAGGUACUUCUCCAGACGUUUGAUACGAGCAUUGUACCAUCUCCACUGGCUGUAAUGCAGAACUCAACGCAGCUUCUAGCAAAUCUCGGUUUCGUGUUAUCCUAUGACGACAUGCUCGAGAUUUCGGCCAUGACCCAACUCGAGACGCACAUUCACCAGUUCAGCUUGCACUUGCCACUGGCGAUUCAGGGCGAUCUCUACACUUCGAUGUCAAAUUCCAUUCUGAACUCGGCGAUAUCUCUACGAGGAAACGGCGAAGCCUCAAAUGGAUUGCAAAAGUGGGAAAGCGGGUAUGGAUCGUUGUUGAUUCCGCUUCGCGAAUCGAUCGAUCAAUCCGCCUUGACUCUGCGCCAGAAUGAGCACCGCGUACUCGAGCAAGUUAUGGUCGCACAGCUGAGGCGUGACUGCUACGUAGUGCGCUGUCUCGCUCGCUCCGUUGAAACAAAGCCGAAAAUUGCAAAAGACGCGUUUUUCUCUGUGUUCCAGCCGUCACUGCCGUCGUUGAUGACUCUACUGACGACUUACUUCACUACUAUUUGCAAAAUGGCGGCUUCAGGGACGCCUCAGUCGAAUAAUCAGGCCAAGAGUGCGCUCAAAGUCGUGAACGAAAUCGUUCGUUUGUACGCUCAACUGCUCAAGUCUGUCCGGAAGGAGAUGCGAAAGGAGACCGUGUCGGAGAUAAUGCGGACGUUUGUGGAGAUUUUCAAUAACCCGCAACUGUCAGGAGUACUUUUUAGUCAAGGAAAUACCGGAUUGAUGGUUCUCUGCGGCUUUUUGCAGCUGUUGAAGAUUGUCGUCGAAGAACCAACUUCUGUCUUUACUUCGUUCACGCAAAACAUCCUCGAUCUUUGUUUCGGGCAGCUGAAAGAGCCGAUCUUUUCUCAUCCAGAAAGUGAUUCUGUCAUCCUGGGCUACUACGUGGCUCUAGUUGAGCAGUUGCUGGAAAAGCACUUUCGCUUUUUCAUCGUCUUCUCUGGCCAAUUUACUCAAGAUGGUGCUCGUGAACGGGGGUACGCGUCCGACCAAGCGCGCACGUACUUCUUGUCCAUUUUCCAAAGUCUCGCUAGCGUGUUGAGCCGUGAAAGCUCCAAUUUGGCUCCGCGGAUUUGUAAUCAGGUACUUGGCCUGCUGGACCGGGUGGACAAAGCUCAAGGGCUAUUCGCUUUUACAGGCUUCCAAAGUGAGCUACGCAUGGGGUUCCUCUCGACACUCAUGAACAUUUUAACGCGUGGCGAGAUGAAUCUUCUUCAGGACGAAGUGAUUCAGCUUCUGCAUCGUGUUGCGGCUGUGGACUUUGCGUCGUUCUACCAGGUGUUUCUCCACCGCUACAUCAAGGACAUUCUCACGCCAUCGCAGCUCGAGGCAGCGUCCAAGAUGGAAGGUGAGUGUUUGCAGUGGAGCGGUCAAGUUGACCUUCCCACGUUUUCGCAAGAGGUGGUGGCAUUUCUGAAUGAUCUGAAGGUGAUCAAGGCACAGAACUAA
Molecule: messenger RNA, 3441 nt
Organism: Peronospora matthiolae
Lineage: Eukaryota; Oomycota; Peronosporomycetes; Peronosporales; Peronosporaceae
Source: the annotation of a GenBank genome assembly